UGGGCUGUGGGAGUGCAGAGAGCCAGCCUGAAUCUCCUGCUGUCCCUCUCCACAGCUGAGCUCUGGCCGUGGCCUCUGCGAGAGGAGCCGAGGGGUCGGAGCGCCGAGUCCCCCGGGCGCCGCUGCUGCCCUGCAGGCAGGAACGAUGCUCCGUGCGGAGAGGGGAGGGGCUGCGGGCACAGCCCCGUGUCCUGCUGCCCGCGGGGCUGUCCCUGCCCGCAGCCUGUGCUGCACAGCCUUCCUGCUGCUGGCCGUGUGUGUGCGUGCCACUGCUGUCCCCUACGGCCUGGGCGCUCUGGCUGCUGUCACCUGGGGUCCCCCGGGCUCAGCAGCCUCCCAGCGAGGGGUGGGUGACACUCUGGGGACAGCGUGUGGGGACCUCCUCUCCUCGGGCUGCUCCCCAGGGAUGCAGGGAGAUGUGACCCCUGGGGCAGGUGCUGGGGGACAGAGCCUGGGGACAGGGACUGCGGCCACACGGACAUCUGGGACCUCCCUGCAGGGGCAGGCUGGCUCUGGGCACAGGGAAGGGCUCAGGCUGGGCACAGCAAUGGCUGUCACGCUGUCCCCCACACCGUGGCCUGGCAAAAGGGUGCCUGCUGCCUCAGCUCGGCUCUUCCAGCCUCAGGGUCCCAGCCCUGCAGGUGCCACCGUGGCUGGGAUGGGCUCCACAGCCCCUGGUGUCAUCCCAGAGCUUGGACAGACGCUUGUGACAGAAGAAUCCACGCCCAGCCAGCCCAGGACAGCAUCAGUGGGACCUGUUCCCACUGCAGCAGGACCUCCAGGGCCCAGCCCUGCCAGCCCAGGCUCUGUGCCUCCCCCCUGCUCCACAGAGCCAGCUCUGCAGCGUGCCUCUGAGCCUGGGCACCGCACUGCCACCAGCAGCAGUGUGACAUCUCCGUGCUGCCCGCUGCGCUCUCCUGGGGCUGGGCAUGCAGCCAGCUCCCUGCUCAGCUCCCAGAGCCUGGCUGUGCCCUCAGUACUGACCCUCCAUGCCCACGCCGCGUCCAGUGGCUCCAGCACUUCCCAGAACUCCUCCACAGCCACGGAGCAGCUCCCUGCAGCCACCAGAGUGGCCUCCAGCCCAGCUGAGCUGAUGACAAAGGGCAGGCCUGGCUCCACAGGGCGGAAACCCCCUGCAUCCCACCCCUCCAGCCUGCCCCUGCCCUCCCAGCCUGUGCACGUGCUGCCCUUGCAAUUCCGGCUGCUGGGCAUCGCUUACGGCCCGGCUCUGGGCAGCAGGAACUCCGAGAGCUACCGGCAGCUGGAGGGAGAUGUGACACUGAUGCUCAACCAGAUGCUGUCCAGCUACGAGAGCUUCCUGCAGGCCAAUGUCCUGGAGUUCCUGAAUGGCUCAGUGGUGGUGCGAGGGCAGGUUCUGUUCCGGGGGGAUGCUCCUGCUCCCUCCAACUCCCACCUCAUCCGGACAGUCGUCACAGAGGCCAGCAAGGGAAGGAGCAUCUUCAGCUGGCAGCUGGAGCCCCAGUCUGUCCAGUCUGCUGGCUUCAGCCUGGAGAACCUGGACCCGGAGAAGCUGUCCAUCUCCCUCACUGGCUCCCAGCUUGGCAUGGACAGCAUGGAGAGCCUGGUCAGAGAGGUAACUGCAUCUGUCAGUGCCCUCUACCACGUCAGGAACUUCACCAUCUCCCAGCUCAGGAAGCUGGGUGGGAACACGGAGAUCACUGGAGACCUCUACCUAGACACAGUUGUCCAUGCUGAUGUUACGGAGGUUCUGGAAGCCCUGACUGCGCUCUCAGGCCUCUCCAUGGCCCUGAGCUCCCUCUCGCUGGAGGGCUCCCAGCUGGGGCUGCUCGUGUACCCUCUGUCCUUCGUUGUCACCAACAGAGCCUUCAGCCAGAAGCUUCAGGACCCGCUCUCUGCAGAGCACCACCAUCUCUCCAGGCACCUUGGUGAAGCGGUGGCGAGAGCCCUGAGGGAUUACCCAUCCUUCCUGACAGCCAUCAUCAAAGAAUUCCUGCCUGGCUCCUUGAUCUGCCACGGGAACAUCAUCUUCCGCCGCCCUGCUCCAACCAGCGCGCAAGUGCUGCGGGCACUCGUGCGCUCGGUGGGGCCAGACCAGGCUCUGGCUGGCUCUGACAUCCACGUGGAUCCAUCCUCUCUCUCUGUGGGAGAGGACACCCUGGAGCCUGCCAGGGCCCAGCCGGGCUUCCCAGCCUACGGAGUGGCCUUGGUGGUCAUCGGUAGCCUCUGCAUCGUGGCUGCGCCCGUCGUGCUCGUGUGCCUGGGCACCAAGAGGCUGGGCUGGCAGGCUGGAGGAGCCCUUUGGGACAGAACAGACCCUGACGUGGGCAUCCAGACGUUGGAAAUGGAGAACCAGGGCUUCUGGACAGAGGACCUUGAGGAUGGGCACUUGGAGUGGCAAAGCACUUCUGCCUGAGGAGAGAAGCAGCAGCAGCUGGGGGGAGCCUGGAGAGGGGCUGUGGGUGGGAAGGAGAUGCUGAGAAGCUCUCCCUGAUCCUGUGGCAGCAGCUGCCAGGUGCUCCCUGAGCAGAAUGCAGACUCAGGUGUGUCAAGGAAUCGUUUUGUUCCUUAAAUAAACUGUUUGUAGGCCGUGAAA
Messenger RNA from Serinus canaria (Common canary), 2575 nucleotides. RefSeq names its product mucin-1. Gene Ontology annotation, biological process: visual perception. The record is from RefSeq and is a predicted model, not a curated record. Lineage: Eukaryota; Metazoa; Chordata; Aves; Passeriformes; Fringillidae. The transcript has 12 exons. The coding region runs from base 146 to 2395 and encodes 749 amino acids.